Molecule: messenger RNA, 1255 nt
Organism: Syngnathus acus (greater pipefish)
Lineage: Eukaryota; Metazoa; Chordata; Actinopteri; Syngnathiformes; Syngnathidae
Product: zymogen granule membrane protein 16-like
Exons: 5
Coding region: 518-1033 (171 amino acids)
Source: RefSeq, a predicted model, not a curated record
CACACAACAUUCAGUCUGUGGUGUUCACCACCAAUCUGGGCCGUUCGCUCUUUGCGGGCAGGCCAAUAGGGCACUCGUUCAACAUGUACCCGGAAAACGAGAACGCCGAAUUACGCUUCAUCAGCGGCCGGUUCCAAGGUGCCAUCUCCUCCAUGGGGACACACUGGGCGCUUGUUACAGAACCAUAUGGAACAAAUGGAAAAUACUUGCAAUGAACCUAUCAUCUGAAUUGGGCAUUUUAUAAAUAUCAAUAAAAUGUUAACCAAUUUGCACCAAAAUCAAAUUUCUGUCCUUAUUGAAGAAGUGAAGUAAUGAUUUGAUUAUUGACCAAUUUGAUGAUCUAAUUUAGUUUGUUUGUUUAUUAUUUAUAAUAAUUAUAAUUUGACACAGCACAACGCUCGAGGGACUACCAAGCUGAAAAUGUCCGUGUAGGUUAUGUCAUAUUUAAAAGACAUGUCAACGCCACCCAAUAGGUGUAUCCUCCAAUUUCUGAGAAAAUUACUAAACAAACAACAGAAUGAUUUUUCUGGUCUUUAUUGCACUUCUCUCCGGAACUGCUUUGGCUGACGUCUGGCAUGACGCUCAGUCCUACUCGUUCUCGCAACAAGUUGGCACAGGAAACGGCCUCUCGUAUGCCAUCACCGGAACCGGACGGAUUACAGGUGUCCGAGUAUGGGAGGCCAACAAUAAUUUCAUUUACGGCUUCCAACUUCGCUACGGCUACACCUGGACCGAUGUGACGGGCCUCAAGUUGGGACAAAAACAAGAGAUAAUAUUAUUUGACGACGAGGCCAUUGUGGCCAUCUGGGGAAAAUAUGCAUUCUACAUUCAGUCUGUGGUGUUCACCACCAACCUGGGUCGUUCGCUCUUCGCGGGCAGGCCGGUAGGGCACUCGUUCAACAUGUACCCGGCAGACGAGAACGGCGAACUGCGCUUCAUCAGCGGUCGGUUCCAAGGGGCCAUCACCUCCAUGGGGGCACACUGGGCCAUUGUUACGGAUCCGUAUAGAAGGAAUGGAAAAUACUUGCAAUGAAUCUAUCAUCUGUGAAGACAAUAAAGCAUUCUCGCCAUCAUUAUUUUACAUCUUAAAUCUCUGUCCAACAUGAAAUAGGGAAUGUCAUCUGUUGCAUUUAAUUGUGUGUGUCAUUUGGUUUAGUGCUUUCUUGAAUGCCAUUUAUCAUUUAUUGUGCGUGCUUUUUAAAUGAAUAAACGAUACGUGCGUGAUUUGAAAAUAAAAUAAAAAUGGCUGACAAAA